Messenger RNA from Neopelma chrysocephalum (saffron-crested tyrant-manakin), 981 nucleotides. RefSeq names its product CD180 molecule (gene CD180). NCBI's taxonomy places the organism in Eukaryota, Metazoa, Chordata, Aves, Passeriformes, Pipridae. Gene Ontology annotation, molecular function: protein binding. Gene Ontology annotation, biological process: cellular response to lipopolysaccharide; positive regulation of lipopolysaccharide-mediated signaling pathway; B cell proliferation involved in immune response. The record is from RefSeq and is a predicted model, not a curated record. Gene Ontology annotation, cellular component: extracellular matrix.
AUGUACCGGGGCAGAGAGGCCCAAAGAGCAUGCGCCGAGGUUCACAACCCCCAUUGGAUUACAGCAAAUAAAAGCCAUAGCCGUGAAGGUUUAGGACUGAGGGAGCUUCCUGAAAAACUACCUGUCACAACAGAAAUCCUCAACUGCAGCUUCAAUGUGCUGCCUUCCCUCCAGAAUUCAACCUUCUCUGAGUUGAAGUUUCUUCUCUCCUUGGACUUAACAAGGUGUCAGAUCAACUGGGCGUAUGACAGCACCUUCCACAGCAACAGGCAGCUGAAGAUACUUGUGCUGACAGGAAACCUGCUCAUGUUUCUAUCUCACACAGCGUUUGCUGGCCCAUGUUCCCUGGAGAAGCUUGUCUUAACACAGACAGGAAUAACCGGUAUGUCUUUCAUUCCAAUGACAAAUCUGGACAGCUUAGAUACCCUCAUCUUGGGCAGCAACUACAUCUCUUCAUUGCAGCUUCCUCCCAGCUGUCCCACUCAAAACCUCAAAUACCUUGACUUUCAAACGAACAACACAGCAAUCAGAGCAGAAGCUGUGUAUGUUCUGCAGAAUAUCAGCAAUAUAACUCUCAUCUCUAAAGGCAAUGAUGUUACAUACAUUGAACCUGGAGCCUUCCAGUCCCGUUUGGACUUCAGGGGCUGUGCUGACAUCUCUGGGGUUCUGGCAGGGAUAUAGAACUCCACAGCCGAGACCCUUUGGCCGGGAACAUUUUAUGGUGUGGAAAAGGAGCCCUACAUAAGCCUAGAUAUUUUACAAGGCCUCUGUAAUAUCUCUGUCAAGGAUCUCUAUCAGCUUAGGCAUUUCAGAAAUCUAAGUGGUGACACAUUUCAGUGCUUAACCAAGCUCCGAAAACUGGGUCUAACCCAAACCCACAUCCAUGCAUUGCCCCCUGGCAUCAGUGGCAUGAACUUGCUAGCAGAGUUAGUUCUCAGCGUAGACUCCUUUAAGCACCUCUGCAACAUUGCCACUGCAUAA